GAAUUGAGCAAGAUUUUGGUUGCAGAACAGAUUUUGCUGGUGCAAUGUUUUUGCCAGCAUGCAUUGAGGAAAUGGGGGAGACUGAGAAUUAUACAGAUGCCAGGUUUUCGGACAAUGAUUUCUACCUUACUGAAUCAGAGGCAUCAAAGAAAGCCAGUUUGGCAUAUACUGAUAAAGAAUCUGAAGACAAAUAUGAGACAGGGGUAACAUUAAUUGAUGGCUUUGUAGAUCUACUGCAAAAUAAGUUGCGUACAGAUGCCUCGACUAAUACAAUCAGUUCAAAAACAUGCGCAAAGUACCCUUCCAGUACAGCUAGCAGCAGCCCAACUGGCACACUUACUCCACUGGAACAACAGAAUGAGUUAUGGCAAGCCAUAGGAUCACUGGAUAUCUUUCUUGCUGAUAAAGAUAUUAUUGAAGCUUGUGAGAAAUCAAAUGAGGAUCAUUAUCAUUUGGGCAGUGAUAAUGAUUUACUUGGCACACCUUCUGUUUCAUUGGUGGAGUUCCUGCAGCAGUACAAGGAGCUCACUGAUUGGCUGAAACAGGUUAAGGAGAUAACUCACAGAGAUAUUGCCUGCUUGUCAGAGAAAUAUCUUCACCUGAGUUACCAUGAGGAAAUGCUGGAGCGAUCUUCUCGCCGACAGGUUCUCGAAGACUAUUCAAGCCAACUUGUGAUGUUUUGCCCUAAAGUUGCCGAUGAGAUUAAAGAAAGAAUGGCGGCAUUGGACGUACAGUGGGUGGAUCUGGAGCAAGCAGUCAACACUAGCUUUCACUUGCGCAACCCUGAAGCUAUGAAGAAAGAUUUACAGAAGGACCUGACAACCUUGAAGCAAUGGCUGACUGAAGUAGAGGCAGCACUUGUUCCACUGACUGUCAACAAUGACUGGACACAAGCUGAACUGGUGGAGAAACUACAGAAGCAUCAG
Molecule: messenger RNA, 926 nt
Organism: Candidula unifasciata
Lineage: Eukaryota; Metazoa; Mollusca; Gastropoda; Stylommatophora; Geomitridae
Source: the annotation of a GenBank genome assembly